AUGGCUGCUGCGGGAGUCUCCCCGUCAAGCUCUCCGCGGCUUCCCAGUCCCCCUCCGUUCACAGAGGUGCAGAUCGGACCCCAGUCGCCGUCGGUUGGCGAGUCGUUCGGCGGAGAGGCAGAUCUACAACUUUUAGGUGUCUCACCCGGCGCAGAUGAUGGUCCAACAAGGAGGAUUCGCCCAGGGUCGAAGAGCAGUGAGAUGGCCGCUGGCCCUCCGUUAAUUCCUCUUCCGCAGCUUGACUCCCCAUUCCAACUUCAAGAGCAUUUAAAAGCGCUCUAUAAUCAUUAUACGCGGCCCGAGGACUCCGACACAGUGGUUCCGAUCCAACGAGAGGUUGCCCGCCAGCUUGCGGAGCCGCCGGAGGGUGUUGAGCGGUCGUUAUGGCUGUACGAACUCUGUCGUUUCUUGACCAUGAAAGUGAACAAUCUCAUCAUCGCCUUCUUCGCUGAGAACCCACCUUGCUCCUCACAAACCUGCCCUGAGAUGCGCGCGUCGGAGUGGCAGUAUCUCUGCGCCGUUCAUGAUCCGCCCAAGGCUUGCUGUGCCAUUGACUACUGCUGCCACACACUCGAUUGGGCCACCAAUAUCCUCACGUCGCCGAAGCACUUUCCAAGCAGGCUCACCCUGGGAUCGGAGUCUGGGGGCGGACCGCAGGCGGGCUUGAGGCAUCUCACGAACAUCUUUCGGAGGCUGUAUCGCAUCUUCGCGCAUGCUUGGUUCCAGCACCGGGAAGUGUUUUGGCAAGUGGAGACCCAUGAUGGACUGUAUAUGUUCUUCAAAACCGUUUGCGAUACGUACCGUCUUAUCCCGGACGACAACUAUACUGUACCCCCUGAAGCAGAAGGAGAAGAGGCGCAUCAACCACAACAUGUGCCGGAACAGAGCGACCCGCGUCGAUUGACAAUCUUGCGCAAGGACAAUGAAUCAUUGCUACCUCCUCUGGAUCAAGUAGAGCCCGCGUCAAUUAGUACUGGUGCUACCACUCGACGACACAAGUCUAGCCCUUCGAUGGGAUCUCGCGUCACAACCAUUAGCGAGAGCGCAGAGGACAAUGAGGAGCCGCCACAGCUACCGCCGGCGGAAGUAGCAGUGCCUAAAACACAGUCGCCGCCAGAGCCUGUCAGUGAAUUACCGAGUGAGCCGGUCCGGUCUCCCACUCAAAGCGACGAUUCUCAGGUUACUAUUGCUGAAGUUGAGCCGGACGACGAACCCACGGAGACUACCGAGGCGGCCCCAGCCACAGAAGAACAUGGAGGCAUCCAACAAACAGACAGUGAUAACGAAGAAUCUCCUUCUGCAGCCCCAGAGGAGGAGACACCGGAGUCCAACCCCGAAUCCGAACCAGCAGCCGCAAGCCCGGAGCCAGAACCUGAAGCAGAGCCGGAGACGAAGCCCGAGCCGGAGACGAAGCUCGAGCUGAAGGAGAAGGCAGAGGAGCCUGCUAAAGAAGACUGA
Messenger RNA from Aspergillus mulundensis, 1458 nucleotides. Its product is annotated as Mob1 family protein. The coding region runs from base 1 to 1458 and encodes 485 amino acids. Gene Ontology annotation, cellular component: cytoplasm. The transcript is spliced from 2 exons. Lineage: Eukaryota; Fungi; Ascomycota; Eurotiomycetes; Eurotiales; Aspergillaceae. The record is from RefSeq and is a predicted model, not a curated record.